Carassius carassius (crucian carp) is the source of this 818-nucleotide messenger RNA. RefSeq names its product CKLF-like MARVEL transmembrane domain-containing protein 6. The transcript is spliced from 5 exons. NCBI's taxonomy places the organism in Eukaryota, Metazoa, Chordata, Actinopteri, Cypriniformes, Cyprinidae. The coding region runs from base 205 to 765 and encodes 186 amino acids. The record is from RefSeq and is a predicted model, not a curated record. Gene Ontology annotation, cellular component: membrane.
UGUUACAGCCACUGGAAGGUAACAAUCCCAAUAACUCUCUUCUGUGGUCCAUGUAAGGAGUGAUAGAGACAGGAAGUCCUUCCUCAAUGAAGAAAACUUGAAGGGAGUGCGGAAGUGAAACAUAAAUUCAGUUGGCCACACAAAGGACGCGUUAACGGCAUAAACGGAGCACAUUAAAACAGCCAUCUGAGAUUUAGCUACAGCAUGGCCACCACAGACACGGUGUACAACACCACCACAACAGUGCAGGAGCCCAAACCCAGAAGGUUCAUCGUGCCAUCAGAGAACCUGGACAAAGUUAGAUUCGGGAUAAAAUUGAUUGAAGUGCUCCUCUCGUUUGUGGCUUUUGUGAUGGAGGAGAGUGUAUCCAGCUGUUCGCAGUGUGGACCACUCUACUUUUUUGAAUUUGUCAGUUGCACAGCCUUCCUCUUCACGCUGUUGCUCCUCAUCCUUCUGGCCACAGUGUUGCACCAGAGAGUUGGAAUUAAUUGCUGGCCGACUCUGGACUUUGGAUACACAAUAGCCAUGGCAAUCUUGUUCAGCCUCGCUAGCAUUGUGUUUGCGGCAGACAAUGGUCAGACAGAUCUGGAGCGGGGCGCAGUGGCGUUUGGCUUCCUGGCCACGGUGGCAUUCUUUGUGGACUUUGUUUUGUUUGUGAAAAAACAGGGCAUUCCUUGCCGAAAGGAAAACAACCAACAAGCAGACUGCACACCCAGACCAGAGAGUGAAAAACUUAACUCUAAUGGAACUGACUCCUUGAACUGAAGCUUCUAGAAGCAGUUUGCUGCCAUAUUCAAAAGCUUUUUCCCCUUUUUUUA